GUCUUCCAGAAGAAGGAUCCCCUUCCACCACCGCGCCGUUCGUUUCCCCCUCAUCCUUCCCACCUCCCCCUACCCAGCCCUCUUCGUUCUCGGCAGAAAUCCCCGCCUGCUCGCUCGGGGUCCUCUCCUCUCGAGGCGCGCGCUCUCGCUCGCGGCGGGAGACAUCGUUGCUGGUCGUCUCGCUCUCGUCACGCGCGUCGUCGUCGGGGGAGGAGGAUGGGUGAGGCGGGGAAGAAGGAGGAUGAGAUCACGCGGGCGCUGACGCGGCGGGCGAGCGAGCUGCGGGACGCGAUGCGGAGGAGCGAAGAGAACACGAAGCGCAUGGUCGCCAGCCUCUGCACCAUCGAGAACCGCGCCGCCGCGGCCCUGGACGUCAUGCGCCCCAUCGAGGAGAAGGUGAAGGAGACCCAGAAGAUGCACGAGAACAUCGACGAGGCGAUCAUGGUCACCGACGAAAUGCUCGACCAGGUCGACAUCGCCCAGCAGGCAGAAGCUAUGUUACUGUGGGGUCCCCGUGGGAAUCUAGAUGGGUACCUGGAAGCUGUGGAUAUUCUGAAAGGCGUCGUUGGCUUCUUUUCCUCAAAAGAGAACUUUAAGGGUGUCAAAAUAUUUCUGCAUCAAGCCAACAAUCUCUUAUCCAAGGCUUUUCUGAUCAUUGAGGGGGAAUUCAAGCAGUUGCUGCGUACAUACAGCAAACCUGUUGAGCCCGAUUCCCUAUUUGUUAGCCCUCCAAAGCUUCAAUUGGCUUCAAAAGGCGACUCUGAAAUAGGUGGAGGAAAUCGUAGCCAAUCUGAGCAUCCAUCCAAAAGCUUGGAAACUGCUAUUUACAGGACUCCAACACUGAUCCCCCCUGAAAUAUUACAACUUCUGCAUCGUAUAGCUCAGCAAUUGGUUCAGGCUGGAAACCAGCAGUCAUGCUACAACAUUUACAGAGAUGCUCGUAGUUCGGCGUUAGAAUUGAGUCUUCAGAAACUGGGAGUACAACAUGUUAGUACAGAUGAUGUAGAAAGGAUGCAGUGGUUGGCUUUAGAGGCUAAAACUGGCGACUGGACCCAGUUUAUGAGAAUUGCGGUGAAACACUUACUUGCUGGAGAACGAAAAAUAUGUGAUCAGGUUUUUGAUUGUAUCAGUUUCAACAAGGAUCAAUGUUUUGCUGAACUGGCAAGAACUGGUGUUCUAACUCUUCUCAGCUUUGGAGAUGCUGUUGCUAAAAGCAAAAGUUUUCCUCAAAAAUCGUUUCUACUUCUGGAGAUGUAUGAAGUAAUGUAUGAACUUAGAUCCGAGGUUGAAGUCAUUUUCCAAGGCAAGUUUUGCUCUGAGAUGCUCGAGGCUACAUUGGGCUUGAUGAAGCGCUUGGCACAGACUGCCCAAGAAUCUUUUCUUGAUUAUAAGGAAGUAGUUGAAAGCGAUACUUCAAACACUAACGUCCAGGACGGAACUGUCCAUACUUUGACUUACAAUGUGAUCAAUUAUGUUAAUUUCCUUUUCGAUUAUCAGUCAGCACUGAAGCUAGUAUUUCAGGAAUACGGAACUGGAGGCGAUACUGAAUCUCAACUUGCAGUCAUUUUGGAGAGCAUAAUGGAAGCCCUUCAGAAUAACUUAGACGGGAAAUCUAAGCUGUACAAGGAUCCUGCACUGAUGUACAUAUUUCUAAUGAACAAUAUUCACUAUAUGGUUAAGUCUGUUCGCAGAUCAGAAGCCAAGGAUAUACUUGGUGAUGACUGGAUUCAGAGGCAUCGUAGGAUUGUACUGCAAAAUGCGAAUCACUACAAAAGGGUGACAUGGACAAAUGUUGUGCAGACGCUCUCAGUUCCAGUUCCAGGUGUCAGUAGCCCUGGUUCAUCAGCACCAUCAGAUCUUAGCAACAUUGGAGUUUCAAGAACUAUCGUAAAAGAACGGUUGAAGUCCUUCAAUAUGCAGUUUGAUGAGCUUCGUGCAAAGCAAUAUCGAUGGACUAUACCUGAUCCACAAUUGCAAGAAACUCUGAGGCUUGCUGUAGCUGAAGUUCUAUUGCCAGCAUACCGGUCCUUCAUUAAUCGCUUCGGGAAUCUUAUUGAACAAGUAAAGAACCCGCGUAAGUACUUGAAAUACUCCCCAGAACAGUUGGAGCAGUUGCUGGGUGAGUUCUUUGGAGGACAACAACUUGGUGAACGAAAGCAGUAAGCACCGAGAAACAGUCAAAAGGGAAUGACACUGCUAAUCGAUUUGCAUACCACAACUUCAGCAAAGAUCUCUACAGAAGCAACUAACACUGUUCUUUACACCGUCAUGUACGUCACGGGAUUACUGAUACAGCAUAGAGCUGGUCUGGUCUGGCAAAGAUCUAACAGGGACUUUGUUUCGUCAUCCGAUUGGUUAGUCUUAGAUGUUAACCAAUGCAUCUACCAACAUCCAUUCAUAGAAGUGACCUGAGGAUUUAUUUCUUAACUCACAGCCUGCAGGUGCAUUUAUGUGUACUCGUUCUUAUGCUGUCAAUCUCUAUAUUUGGUUGCUUUUCCUGGCAACAUGUUACAGCGAGGUUUCUCUAUUUGACUACAAGUGUUGACUAAAUUGAUUGUGGAACGAUUGAUCAAAUUGGACUACUCUUCUCGGCGUGCAAGUGUUCUCUGUCUUAUUUUUAUUUUAUGUACAGUAGGCAUACUACUAUUAGUGGCUUUGUCAUCUCAUAUACUUCUAUAUUGCCAUACUUGAUGGAUCGUGACGGUCGUCAUUAGCACUUAUGUUGGUAGUGUUUUUCUGCAGUAGCAACAAUCUGUACAGGGG
Brachypodium distachyon (stiff brome) is the source of this 2763-nucleotide messenger RNA. Its product is annotated as exocyst complex component EXO70A1. The coding region runs from base 217 to 2163 and encodes 648 amino acids. Gene Ontology annotation, biological process: exocytosis. The transcript is spliced from 12 exons. Gene Ontology annotation, cellular component: exocyst. The record is from RefSeq and is a predicted model, not a curated record. Lineage: Eukaryota; Viridiplantae; Streptophyta; Magnoliopsida; Poales; Poaceae. Gene Ontology annotation, molecular function: phosphatidylinositol-4,5-bisphosphate binding.